This is a messenger RNA of Vollenhovia emeryi, 660 nucleotides long. RefSeq lists its product as uncharacterized. The record is from RefSeq and is a predicted model, not a curated record. The transcript is spliced from 3 exons. Lineage: Eukaryota; Metazoa; Arthropoda; Insecta; Hymenoptera; Formicidae. Bases 20 to 586 code for a protein of 188 amino acids.
GAGAUAGAAUGACAGUGAAAUGGAGGAUUCUUCGGAACGAGAGAAGAAGAGGCCAGCAUUCAACCCGUGGAACGACGCGCGAAUUUUAACGCACGUCGCCUCGAACGUCGGUCGAGUGCCUGCGAUGUCGUCGCAAACCUACAACCGCAAUUCCUCGAACAUCGGGGGCGAGAAUUAUUACAACACCGCCGACCGGGCGUCGUUUGAUUAUUUAAAAGUUGGCAACGCCAUCCCAUCGUACUCGGUUAACACCGUGCACCUGCAGAAUCCCUACAGGCCGCCCCAACCAUUGGAGGAAUUCGCGUCCCGCGAUCACACAAAGGAUAUGUAUCGGACACAAGAUUUUAGUCUGAGGUCGAGAUACAACAACAAUCUGUUCGUAAAGAAGAAAUCGGCAGUGAACAACAAAAACUACGAUCAAGGGAACGAAAAAACGGAAAGUGUUGCUCCUAUUGCUAGAUCGAAAACUAAGAAGCAUCAAAAUCUGACAGAGAUCAGUGAGCUUGCCAAGCAGUAUUGCUCAUACAGCACCCUUCACGGCUUGCGUUACGUCGGUGACUCGGCAUUAUCAUUCGUAGAAAGGUAAUCGUAGAAAGUUGUCUGUCAAAUAAAUCAGGCAUAAGAGAUCCUUUCGACUUGGACAUUCUUUCAAAUCUGAGA